AAAUUCGAGAAGUUCGUGAAGAAAGAUGGACACGUGCAGCCAUUACUCAUAACUGCAAGGGCAAAGAAAAGAGAAAGGAGAGAAGAAAAACGAAAUGGGAGUGUCUUUGGCAUUUUCACAGUCAUUUACGCUGCACCCCCAAUCUCAAUUCCAUGGGUCAACUCGAGCACGCCACUCUUUCCUUCGCUAUCACACCUCUUCGUCUUCCGUUGACCGCUCAUCUCUAUGUUUCUUGAAUAUCAAAUCAGAACCAAGCGUGUUGUUACCAUCUAUUAGCUCUCAACGACUCCAGAACAGCAUUCACAACAUCAUCGGAUCAGUUUCUGCUAGGGUUGUCUCCGACUCUACAACGCCCACAUUUACCGGUGAGUUUGUGGCUAAAGAGAUCGAGAUCCAACCGAAUACCAGCGGUGGUGACGGUUUUGGCGGUGCUAGCGGAGGCGGCGGCGGCGGCGGAGGCGGUGGCGGCGGCGAUAAUAACGAGGGAGAAGGGGGAUCGGACGAUCAGAACAGCGACGGCAAGAAGAAGAUGGCUAUGUCGAUGUCUCAGAAGUUGACACUGGGUUAUGCUGCUUUGGUUGGAGUGGGUGGACUUAUGGGGUAUUUGAAGAGUGGCAGCCAGAAGUCACUGAUGUCAGGUGGACUAUCAGCCCUGCUUCUGUAUUAUGUUUACACCGAGCUUCCCACUAAACCGGUGUUUGCAUCAUCUCUUGGACUUGGGCUGUCUGCUGCUCUUCUGGCAGUUAUGGGUUCUCGCUUUAAGAAUUCAGGGAAGAUAUUUCCAGCUGGUGUUGUGUCCGUUGUGUCCCUUGUUAUGAGUGGCGGGUACCUACAUGGUAUUUUUCGCAGUAUGCACUGAUGAUGGUUAGAAUGUAUUUGAGAUGUUAAUGACUUUGAGGUCUCUGUCUUUGUUUUCUUUUGUAGAGUGUGAUUUUAGUUUAAUGCUUUGCUAGUUGCACUCUGAUCUACACAUACUCUGUGCUGUAUGGUAUGUACUAUGUACUACGAGUAAUUUGGUAUGACUGACUGUGAGUGAAUAAACCUGCCACCUACAUACUCGAGUAUUUUGGAAGCUUGAGGUUUGAACAUUUCACGUACAA
Cornus florida is the source of this 1100-nucleotide messenger RNA. Its product is annotated as protein FATTY ACID EXPORT 2, chloroplastic-like. The transcript is spliced from 3 exons. Gene Ontology annotation, cellular component: membrane. The record is from RefSeq and is a predicted model, not a curated record. The coding region runs from base 95 to 859 and encodes 254 amino acids. Lineage: Eukaryota; Viridiplantae; Streptophyta; Magnoliopsida; Cornales; Cornaceae.